Molecule: messenger RNA, 504 nt
Organism: Pristis pectinata (smalltooth sawfish)
Lineage: Eukaryota; Metazoa; Chordata; Chondrichthyes; Rhinopristiformes; Pristidae
Product: retinol-binding protein 2-like
Biological process (GO): fatty acid transport
Cellular component (GO): cytosol; nucleus
Molecular function (GO): fatty acid binding
Source: RefSeq, a predicted model, not a curated record
AUGCCUGCAGAUUACAAUGGUACAUGGGAGAUGAUAGAAAAUAAGAAUUUUGAUGGUUACAUGAAAGCUCUGGACAUAGAUUUUGCCACCAGAAAGAUUGCAAAUCACCUCAGUCAGACAAAAGAAAUCAAGCAGGAAGGAGACAAGUUUCUCACUAAAACUCUAAGUACCUUCAGAAACUACAGCCUGGAUUACACAAUUGGAGAAGAAUUUGAGGAACACACAAAAGGCUUAGAUAAUAGAGUAGUAAAGACACUGGUGCAGUGGGAUGGGGACAAGCUGGUCUGCGUUCAGAAGGGUGAGAAGCCCAACAGAGGCUGGAAGCACUGGAUUGAGGGUGAUGAACUGCACCUGUAGGAACAUUUUGCAGAGUUAACAUGUGAUGACCAGGUCUGCCAUCAAGUUUUCAAGAAAAAAAUAAAUAAGCAGAUGUACUCAGAGGAGUGCAGCCAGACUCAAGAAUGUGGCACUAUGAAUGUCUCAGCAGUAGGAGACAAACAAUAG